Messenger RNA from Exaiptasia diaphana, 1840 nucleotides. Its product is annotated as harmonin. The record is from RefSeq and is a predicted model, not a curated record. Lineage: Eukaryota; Metazoa; Cnidaria; Anthozoa; Actiniaria; Aiptasiidae. The coding region runs from base 61 to 696 and encodes 211 amino acids. The transcript is spliced from 9 exons. Gene Ontology annotation, cellular component: plasma membrane. Gene Ontology annotation, molecular function: protein binding.
UUCGCCAUGCUUCGCUCGUCUUGUGACAUUUUUGCGAUUUUUUGAUGAAAAUAUUCAACGAUGGAGCGUGGUUUUGAGCAAGAAAACUUGUACACAAUCUCUAAACAUGCAGCAGAAUUCAAAACUAAGGUGAAAGUUCUUAUUGAUAAUGAAGAAGAGAAGAUAGCACUUUUUAACGCUUUGAAAUCCUAUCACGAGUCUCAGAAACUMUCCGUYUUAGUMCARGACAUCCGAUCAAUCCUMAAYACACCAAAGAGAUACCCCCUAUAUAGAGAUGUCAGGUAUUUGAUAAAUCCAGGUGAUAGUGAAGCAUUUCUCAAACUCAUUCCACAGUCUCCUAGUGAUGGUAUUCAUGUUGUAAGGAUUCAUAGAACAGGAAAAGAGGAGGCUGGGUUCAGUAUAAGGGGAGGAAGAGAGCACAAAGUAGGAGUUUUUGUGUCUUUUGUGCAGAGAGGGUCACCCGCAGAUAUUGUUGGACUCAAGGCUGGAGAUGAGAUCCUCUCUGUGAAUAAUUUGAUUUUAAAUGAAGCGACACAUGAGGAGGUUGUCAAUCUACUAAGAUCAAGACGAGUAUUGGUUUUAAAAGUUAAAAGUACAGGAAAAGUCCCUUGUAAAAUACUUGAUUGUAUCAGAUGGGAAGAAGUACAGGACAAAGAGAAUGUCUACUAUCACCCUGACCUACUGGUAAAAGAUUGACACAUAUCUUUUACAUGGCAUUCCAUUCUAUUCCCCUUUCAUUCUAUGGCAUCCUUUGACAUCCCAUGACAUCCUUUGCCAUGCAUACCCCUGCCAUUCUAUGGCAUCCUUUGCCAUCCCAUAACAUCCUAUGCCAUACAUUCCCCUGCCAUUCUAUGCCAUCCUUUGCCAUCCCAUAACAUCCUAUGCCAUACAUUCCCCUGCCAUUCUAUGCCAUCCUUUGCCAUCCCAUAACAUCCUAUGCCAUACAUUCCCCUGCCAUUCUAUGCCAUCCUUUGCCAUCCCAUAACAUCCUAUGCCAUACAUUCCCCUGCCAUUCUAUGCCAUCCUUUGCCAUCCCAUAACAUCCUAUGCCAUACAUUCCCCUGCCAUUCUAUGCCAUCCUUUGCCAUCCCAUAACAUCCUAUGCCAUACAUUCCCCUGCCAUUCUAUGCCAUCCUUUGCCAUCCCAUAACAUCCUAUGCCAUACAUUCCCCUGCCAUUCUAUGCCAUCCUUUGCCAUCCCAUAACAUCCUAUGCCAUACAUUCCCCUGCCAUUCUAUGCCAUCCUUUGCCAUCCCAUAACAUCCUAUGCCAUACAUUCCCCUGCCAUUCUAUGCCAUCCUUUGCCAUCCCAUAACAUCCUAUGCCAUACAUUCCCCUGCCAUUCUAUGCCAUCCUUUGCCAUCCCAUAACAUCCUAUGCCAUACAUUCCCCUGCCAUUCUAUGCCAUCCUUUGCCAUCCCAUAACAUCCUAUGCCAUACAUUCCCCUGCCAUUCUAUGCCAUCCUUUGCCAUCCCAUAACAUCCUAUGCCAUACAUUCCCCUGCCAUUCUAUGCCAUCCUUUGCCAUCCCAUAACAUCCUAUGCCAUACAUUCCCCUGCCAUUCUAUGCCAUCCUUUGCCAUCCCAUAACAUCCUAUGCCAUACAUUCCCCUGCCAUUCUAUGCCAUCCUUUGCCAUCCCAUAACAUCCUAUGCCAUACAUUCCCCUGCCAUUCUAUGCCAUCCUUUGCCAUCCCAUAACAUCCUAUGCCAUACAUUCCCCUGCCAUUCUAUGCCAUCCUUUGCCAUCCCAUAACAUCCUAUGCCAUACAUUCCCCUGCCAUUCUAUGCCAUCCUUUGCCAUCCCAUAACAUCCUAUGCCAUACAUUCCCCUGCCAUUC